This is a messenger RNA of Cuscuta europaea, 1534 nucleotides long. NCBI's taxonomy places the organism in Eukaryota, Viridiplantae, Streptophyta, Magnoliopsida, Solanales, Convolvulaceae. The record is from the annotation of a GenBank genome assembly.
UUACAUCAAUGGACUCCAGCAAACUGUUGAUGGGAUAUUCAAGAUGGUGGUAGUUCCUAUACUUGGUCAGCUUGCAGAUGAUUAUGGGAGAAAACCAAUUCUACUUCUCACUGUAUCAACUACAAUCUUCCCUUAUAUUUUACUUGCCAUUAGUCGGUCAAGGGGUUUCGUAUAUGCUUUCUAUGUGGUUCAUACACUUUCUAAUGUAAUAAGUAGACAUGGAAACAUUUUCUGCAUCUCGUAUGCUUAUGCGGCAGAUGUUACUGAUCAGAGGAAGAAAGCUGUAGUUUUUAGUUGGAUGACAGGUUUCUUUUCUGCUUCUGAUAUCCUUGGAAAUGUCUUGGCACGUUUUCUUCCAGAGAAAUAUAUUUUUGAGGUUGCAAUAGGUCUUUCGAUCUUUACUCCUGUUUACAUAGCGUUGUAUCUAGUGGAGACUGUUGAACCUAUUAAUGGAGUGAAUCAAUGUCCUCCUAAUGUGAACAAGGCAAAGAAGUUUUUGUGGGAGCGAUUUGCCUCUAUGAAAUGUGCUAUAAUGAUUGUCAUCAGCAGUCCAACAUUGAAGUGCAUCACACUGAUAAGUUUCUUCUUCAAGCUCGGAAUGUCCGGCAUCGAUGCAGUCUUACUGUACUAUUUGAAAGCUGUGUUUGGUUUUAAGAAAAAUCAAUUGUCAGAAGUUUUGAUGGUCGUGGGAGUAGGUUCAGUUGUAUCUCAGAUGGUUGUGCUUCCGCUUAUCUAUCCGUUUGUUGGGGAGAAACUGAUGUUUUGCAUUGCCUUACUGUCAUCAAUAGCAUAUGCGCUGCUUUAUGGAUUGGCUUGGGCACCAUGGGUGGCUUAUUUGAGUGCAUCUCUUGGAGUCAUCUUUGUCCUAUUUACACCGGCUUCUUAUGCUAUGAUAUCCCAAGCAAUAAGCUCAACUGAUCAGGGUAAAACAUUAGCACUUGUGGAUGGUGUGAAAGCAAUUGCAAUUUUUUUAUCUCCGAUCGGGAUGAGUCCAUUGACUGCUUGGUUCUUGUCUGAAAAUGCACCAUUCAACUUCAAGGGGUUCAGCUUUAUCUGUGCUUCUUUGUGCUUGGUUGUGGCAUUAUGCUACGCUUGCACGCUGCCAAAGCAAGUGCCGUUGGAGAAAGCCUCCGAAGACGAGAUAGAGAGAAUCGAAGCGCCUGUUCUUUCUUCACAGUGAACUGAGGGGUGAUCAUUUGUGCACCGCCAAAUACACUGCCUGGGUGAAAAGAUUACUUUCUGUAUACAACUGUAUAGUACACCACAUAAAUUGCAAAACUGUAUGAUGAACUUAUGAAGUGUUGAUUCACCUGUAUAGUGCACACCAACAAAUUGCAGGAUUUGGAUGAUAAAUUUUCUGUUCUUUACUGAACUGUAUACACUAAAAGUUCUGUAAUAUCAUAAAUGAUAUAAAGGCUGAACUACUAGUGUUGUAGUUGUAUAGCUAGUAUCAAAUAUUAACCGCAAUCUUUGGUUUGUUUUUUAUAUGAGUUCAUUUACCUAGUGUUCUGGUUCCGGUUAAACGGAACCUCCA